ACUGAGAUUGCCAAACGGCUCAAUGCAAUUCUCGCACAGAUCAUGCCUUUCCUGUCACAGGAGGUGAGUGCCCCACACAUCCAUCCCAACGUUGUCUUAACACAUACAAAAAAACCUUCUGGGGCAUCCCAUGGUUGUGUAGUCCUGUUGUAUAGAGCCCCUUUUCAGGCCUUAUAUAAUUGAAGGUUAAUCCCUGUUCACAUGUUAAGGUUUUUGAUUAAUUUAACCCGAGAUGAGCCUAAUUCUGGUUUAAUAAAUCUGUGUCUAUGAAACAGGCUCUAUAACCAUCGAGACUUGGUGUACAGUAGCCUAGCUAAAGUUGGUUAAACCUUGUCUCUGUGUUUCUCCUCAACAGCACCAGCAGCAGGUUGCUCAGGCUGUUGAGCGUGCCAAGCAGGUCACUAUGACUGAGCUCAAUGCCAUCAUCGGGGUACGUGGACUUCCCAAUCUGCCUCUCACCGUGUGUACCCCCCUUACUUUACUUCAUUCAGCCAGAGACCGGGGCAAGCCUGCACGCACGGACGGGACCGGUAGUCCACUAGCUAUAUAGUGUCUAAUUUAGGCCCAUCUAUCUCACAUAGAUAUAUAGCCCUAGUUCAAAGUACAUAGUAUAGUAUAUAUAUAUAUAGUCUAGUGUGGAGGUGGUAGAUGGCUAGAGGAUGUUAAAGUAGUAGCAUGUAGAUCAGUCCAGGCCCCCCCCCCCCCCACCCGGGGGGCACAUUUUGGGUUUUGCCCUAGCACUACACAGCUGAUUCAAAUAACCAACUGAUCAUCAAGCUUUGAUGAUUUGAAUCAGCUGGGUAGGGCUAGGGUGAAACCCAGGACCGAGUUUGGGAAACACUGAUGUAGAGGAUGUUACCCAUACAGGAUACUGCUGUAACGUCCUCUACCAGGAUAACAUACAGGAUACUGCUGUAACGUCCUCUACCAGGAUAACAUACAGGACACUACUGUAACCUCCUCUACCAGGAUAACAUACAGGAUACUACUGUAACGUCCUCUACCAGGAUAACAUACAGGAUACUACUGUAACGUCCUCUACCAGGAUAACAUACAGGAUACUACUGUAACGUCCUCUACCAGGAUAACAUACAGGAUACUACUGUAACGUCCUCUACCAGGAUAACAUACAGGAUACUACUGUAACCUCCUCUACCAAGAGGAUGUUACAGUAGUGUCCUGGUAGAGGAUGUUACAGUAGUGUCCUGGUAGAGGAUGUUACAGUAGUGUCCUGGUAGAGGAUGUUACAGUAGUGUCCUGGUAGAGGAUGUUACAGUAGUGUCCCUGGUAGAGGAUGUUACAGUAGUGGCCUGGUAGAGAUGUUACAGUAGUGUCCUGGUAGAGGAUGUUACAGUAGUAGUGUCCUGGUAGAGGAUGUUACAGUAGUGUCCUGGUAGAGGAUGUUACAGUAGUGUCCUGGUAGAGGAUGUUACAGUAGUGUCCUGGUAGAGGAUGUUACAGUAGUGUCCUGGUAGAGGAUGUUACAGUAGUGUCCUGGUAGAGGAUGUUACAGUAGUGUCCUGGUAGAGGAUGUUACAGUAGUGUCCUGGUAGAGGAUGUUACAGUAGUGUCCUGGUAGAGGAUGUUACAGUAGUGUCCUGGUAGAGGAUGUUACAGUAGUGUCCUGGUAGAGGAUGUUACAGUAGUGUCCUGGUAGAGGAUGUUACAGUAGUCGGUAGGGUUACAGUAGUGUCCUGGUAGAGGAUGUUACAGUAGUGUCCUGGUAGAGGAUGUUACAGAAGUGUCCUGGUAGAGGAUGUUACAGUAGUGUCCUGUAUGGGCAUCUUUGGAGGGGUGCACUAGCUUGCUACAGUAUGACACCACCAUACCCCUCCCACGUGCAGCGUUGCCUCGGUCACCACUGGUUUUUGAUUAUGAGUUGAUGUACUGUAUGUGAUGCACUGUCUAUUUGAUUUACCAGUUACCAUGGUGGGUUUGAUUAAUUUAUCUUCAAUUUAUACAUACGUCUGAUGGUUAUACAUACUAUCCCACUGGUCAGCAGUGUGUCGGUCGGUCAGCAAUCAGUCCUUCAAGGGGGCCCCCUCCUGCAAUGGCUGAGAGAGUGGCUAGUGUUGGUUGUGAACUGAGACGGUCACAGAGAGGGUAACGUAAAGACCUGGCUGAGAUUAGAGCGGUAAGACUGUGAUCAGAUCAUGGGGCUUUGCUCUGACUCCACUUUGCCAGUAAGGCUGUUUUUAAUUGGAUAAGGGGCUCCAGCCAGUGCAGUCUUCAUCUCUACCACUCAGGCUGCUUAUUCCUCUAUAGGGAAGACCAGUAGUGUCCUGAAGCUGAGAUUACACUCACACUGUUAUAGCCCCCCCCCCCCCCCCCCCCCAUACACACACACACCAUCGUAGAGUUCUAUAGGCUAUAGAACUUAACCAUGUUGUGGCUGUAUCGUAAUAAGGCUUUACCUAGUAAUCCCUUUCUUAACUCUGAAAGUCAAAGCUCUCCUCAUUCCACUUAUUUGAUCUAUUCCAGUAGUGGCACAACUGAUCCAGUUAACCAAAGGCUUGCUGAUGAGUUGACCGGAUGCACAGUAUGUUGUGGGUUUCUAGGAGAUGCGGAUCGAUUUGGGAAUCUGAACACUCUGAAAUGAUAACACCUCGUCUUCCUAUAUUGCUCCUUCCGCCCUAUUAAAUAAAGCUAACAUGCUAGCUGUUUUCACUUGUUCGAGCUAGCUGACCCCUUAGCUGCCAGUAGCUAUCCUGAAGCCCUUAGCGGUUAGCUAGCUGACCCCCAAGCUUUCAGUAGCUAUCCUGAAGCCCUUAGCGGUUAGCUAGCUGACCCCCAAGCUUUCAGUAGCUAUCCUGAAGCACUUAGCGGUUAGCUAGCCGACCCCCUAGCUUUCAGUAACUAUCCUGAAGCCCUUAGCGGUUAGCUAGCUUACCCCCUAGCUGUCAGUAGCUAUCCUGAAGCCCUUAGCGGUUAGCUAACUGACCCCUAGCUGUCAGUAGCUAUCCUGAAGCCCUUAGCGGUUAGCUAGCUGACCCCCUAGCUGCCAGUAGCUAUCCUGAAGCCCUUAGUGGUUAGCUAGCUUACCCCCAAGCUUUCAGUAACUAUCCUGAAGCCCUUAGCGGUUAGCUAGCUGACCCCCAAGCUUUCAGUAGCUAUCCUGAAGCCCUUAGCGGUUAGCUAGCUGAUCCCGUAGCUUUCAGUAGCUAUCCUGAAGCCCUUAGCGGUUAGCUAGCUGUCCCCGUAGCUUUCAGUAGCUAUCCUGAAGCCCUUAGCGGUUAGCUAGCUGACCCCCUAGCUUUCAGUAGCCAUCCUGAAGCCCUUAGCGGUUAGCUAGCUGAUCCCCUAGCUUUCAGUAGCCAUCCUGAAGCCCUUAGCGGUUAGCUAGCUGACCUCCUAGCUUUUAGUAGCUAUCCUGAAGCCCUUAGCGCUUAUCUAGCAGUUAGCCAGCCCCAGGGGUGGGGUCAAGCCGGCCGGAGGCAGAUAUUGAAAUUCAAUUAAGGCAAAUGAGCCAAGACUGUGACCCCCGUUUCCAAGGUAAUUACUUCCUCCUCUCCUCCCAGCCACUGGGCGGUUUAAUUCUACUGUCCACACGCCUUUGCCAUUAAGCAGGGGCAGGGCUGUUGAGCUCGGCAGCUUGGCACACACACACACACACACACACGCACACACACUAUGAAAACAGGCUUUUAUUUGUUGGAGGAAGAGAUGACAGGAGAUCAAUCUCCAUGCUUCCACUGUGUGGGGGAGAGAGCAAGGGAUAGAGAGAUGGAAGAAGGGAGGUCAUUAAAUAUCUCACAGUAAUCGGAGGCCGGCAGGGUUUGGCUAGUUGAUGUGUGUGUCUGACUAAACGAUGUCCAGUGUCAGACACACAAACACCCACACACACACUUCUGUCAGAGAGGGAGACGCGAUACAUUGACAGGGAGAGGGACAGAAGUGUACACUUAACCCGGUCUUCUUUAAACCUAAGGGACUCAACUAUGUCAUCUUUACACUGAGGGACAGACAUGCAAAGUAAUUUGUCUGAGAAAGAAUAUCCAUGCACUUAACUCAGCCCUGAGGGAGAGGAGAGAGCGAGAGAGAGAUACUUUUGUAUAUAUAGUGUAUGUGGACACCCCUUCAAAUUAGUGGAUUCGGCUAUUUCUGCCACACCCAUUGCUGACAGGUGUAUAAAAUCGAGCACACAGCCAUGCAAUCUCCAUGGACAAACAUUGGCAGUAGAAUGGCCUUACUGAAGAGCUCAGUGACUUUCAACGUGGCACUGUCAUAGGAUGCCACCUUUCCAACAAGUCAGUUCGUCACAUUUCUGCCCUGCUAGAGAUGCCCCGGUCAACUGUAAGUGCUGUUAUUGUGAAGUGGAAACGUCUAGGAGCAACAACGGCUCAGCCGCGAAGUGGUAGGAGGCCACACAAGCUCACAUGAAUGGGAACGCCGAGUGCUGAAGCACGUAACAAUGGUCUGUCCUCGGUUGCAACCCUCACUACCGAGUUCCAAACUGCCUCUGGAAGCAACGUCAGCACAAGAACUGUUAGUCGGGAGCUUCAUGAAAUGGGUUUCCAUGGCAGAGCAGCCGCACUCAAGCCUAAGAUCAUAAUGUGCAAUGCCAAGCGUCAGCUGGAGUGGGUAAAGCUCUCCGCAAUUGGACUCUGGAGCUUGAACUUGACUGGCCUGCACAGAGCCCUGACCUCAACCCCAUCAAACUUAUUUGGGAUGAAUUGGAACGCCGACUGCGAGCAAGGCCUAAUCGCCCAACAUCAGUGCCCGACCUCACUAAUGCUCUUGUGGCUGAAUGGAUGCAAGUCCCCGCAGUAAUGUUCCAACAUCUAGUGGAAAGCCUUCCCAGAAGAGUGGAGGCUGUUAUAGCAGCAAAGGGGGGACCAACUCCAUAUUAAUACCCAUGAUUUUGGAAUGAAAUGUUUGACGAGCUGGUGUCCACAUACUUUUGGUCAUGUGGUGUAGCUCAUACACUUAACUGGGCACUGAGAGAGAUACAAAUUAUCUGUUCAACACACACUCACACACCCAGUCCUCCAGAAAGGGAGCAACACACACACACACACACACACACACACACACACACACAGAGCUCACCCUGACCCUUGUCCAGGUUAGAUAUUUUCCAGCAGUCAGUCUCCCGUCCCCAGGACAGGGCCAUGCCAGUGUUAUCUCAGGAGAUAUACUACCUGCUAAUCUGCCCUCUCCCCAAGGCACAGAGUGACCCGAGAGAGAGGGUGCACCAAUAAACAACAUAUUCCAACAGGAUUUACAGCCCCCCAAUACAACGCUGCAUACCAGCCAGUCUGUAUACACACCGUUUUAUGGUUUCAUACAGUAGUCUACAAAUGGUUUACAGACUGCUUCCCAUAACACAGGUGCAGUAAUCUAGCUCUACUCAGCCAACCAGCACAGUCGGUGUACAAACAGUUUGCACAUUAUGUUCCAGAACGUCAACCCCAUUCCAAAGUAAGCACGGAACUAUUCUGUGUUAAUCAUACUGAAGUUCACACAAGUAGACAACCCAGGUGUACAUUACUUUAGUUAGUGUGUGAAGUUACUAGCUUUUUAGCACCAGCUUGUUCUUUUAGAUAAUGGUUAACAGGACAGGAUGAAAUUGCCCCCCGGACACUGAUCUAAGACCAGUUUAGCGGUUUCCACACUAUUGGUUAAAGUUGGGAUUAUGGCAAGGAAAGCUGAUCCUGGAUCUGUACCUAAGGGCAACAUCAAUGGUUAACAGAUGGGUUACUGUUGGUGUUUUGCCUAUUUGAUCUAGAACACACAUUUCAUGUAAAACAUUUAUUACAGCGCCUGUUUUGUUGUUAUUCUGGGACAACCAUUUGCUUUUUGGAGGACCCACUCGCUCACUUUGCAUGUUUUUAUUUGCUGCAGAUUUGAGUGUCAAAUUCACAUUUUCCAUUUGGUUUGAGUGUGUCCCUUUUCACACAGAGGGCAUUUGUCUGCAGUCACAUUGGCUGAAACCCCUGUACACACAUGUAGUACCUCAUGAUUUCCAUAUUAGAGAUGUCUCGUAGAUAUGGCUUUGGUUUUCAUCUAGGUGGAGCGUAGCAUACGGGCUAAAUGGACACUACAGUCUGUAAAUAAUACAGAAAUUGGACGGAUUUAAGACCAGACAAUUGUCCGCCAUUUUCCGGCGGAUACGUUAGUAUGUGUAGGCCUAUCCCUCUAUUUAAUGAGUCUCCUUGGGGUUUUUUUUAACACCUGAAAAAUAAUUAAUACAAGCCACUGUGCGAUUAUGACAUAAGAACCUCAGCCAUUGCAGGUACCUCAGCUCCCCUUGAAGGACUCUCAUACUGCUGACCAACGAUGUGUUCUCACAGUUCAUUUCACUUUGGACACUGUAUUAUCAUAGCCUUAUCACUCAAACUGUACUGCAUUGCAAUGCACCUGUGGUUAGCCUCCUAGCAUUAGCAUUGAGCUUAGAUCUAGGGAAGAUCUCAAUUGCAUACUCCUCACGUCCUCUCGUCUCCUUCUUAAAACCCAUUGGAUGAGAAAGCCAGAGGUCCCUCCCCUCUGACCUCCUCAAUGGGUUUUGAGAAGAAGAGAGGACGUGAGGAGUAUCCAAUUGAGAUCUUCCCUAGCCACAGCUACCUCCUCUUACCGCCAUCUUUCUUUGACUCCUUCAGCAACAGCAACAAACUGUCUACCCAGCCUUCAUGGUCAGUGUUUGGGAGAGGGAUGGAUGGAUGGAUGGAUGAAUGGAGGGAAUGAGAAGAGAUGUGUUGUUGAUAUGUUGUUGUUGACGUUUGUUUGAAUUGCUACCACUUAGCAUGCCAAGUGGUUUUGUAACGACAGAUAACCACUGUGUGUUAGGAAGUCAGGAACUAAAGCAUGCAUUGGGUGUCUUGAUACUCAAAAUUGCACUUUAAAGUAUUGGAACUCAGCCUCAUUUGUUUCUAUGCUAUUUAGUCAUGCAGUCUGCCAGCCAGUCUGCCAGCCAGUCUGCCAGCCAGUCUGCCAGCCAGUCUGCCAGCCAGUCUGCCAGCCAGUUAGUCUUUCAUAGUGUUGAUGUUGGUUCCACCUGACGCUAACGGUCUGUCGGUGGGAGCUGUGAUUCGCCCCGUUAGCUUUAAUAGCCUCGUUCCUGCGCAUCCCCUCCUGACAAAACCCGCCCGAGAUUUGGAGUCAUUUACACAGAUAAAAACAGAUCAGUCUGAAAGGAAGUCUGUCACCUCUUUAUCCAGGAAUAUUGAAUCGGAGGCCAUUUAUUUCCCUCAUCCUUCACUCCUCUCCUCCUCCGCCACGGUGGCCCCUUAAUGAGGCUUCUUGAUGAUGCUUCUCUGCAUGCUUCCCUCAUUAGUACCCUCAACAGGGACGUCUCUUCUCUAUUCCCCCCCCCCCCCCCCCCCCUUCCAUCCCUCCCUAACACAAAUAGGCCUCUGCUUCACACACCACCAGCACAAUAUUGAUUAACAAUCCUGCCUGUCUAAGUGGGUUCCAUCCAUUCUAUACCCCUACUCCCCAGCUCCAGUUAAUGAGCCUGCUGGAAAACAGGCCUAUUGUUAAGAGACCAGACUUGAUCAACCUUUACUGUUAAAAGGCUUACAAGCUCCUCCUCCUCCUCUCCUUCUAAUGAGUCGUAUGGGUCAGGGCUAUAAGACUCCCAGCUAGCGAGCUAUCAGGAAGGUCAAUAGAUUGGUUUGGGACUGACACUUGAUGGAUGUGCUAAGUGUUAUUUAACCUAGUUUUAAAGCACUCACUUCCCCUUUUCAGCUGAGUGGCUAUUUAACUCCCGUCUGUUAGUCUGGAUCCCUGAGUCGCUCUCGUCUGUCUGUCUGUCUCUCUCUCUCUCUCUCUCUCUCUCUCUCUCUCUCUCUCUCUCUCUCUCUCUCUCUCUCUCUCUCUCUCUCUCUCUGUGUCUCUCUCUGUGUCUCUCUUCUCUCUCUCUCUCUCUCUCUCUCUCUCUCUCUCUGUGUCUCUCUCUCUUUUUCGCUCUCCCUCUUGCUCUCUCUCCCUCUUGCUCGCUCUUUCUCUCGCUCUCGCUCUCCCUCUUGCUCGUUCUCGCUCUCUCUCUGGUUCUCUGACGUUGACAGGCUCUUGGGAGGGCUAAGUGUGUGUCCCCCUCCCUCUCUGCCUGUUAACAGUAUUUGCUAGAGGGCCAGGAUGGGGGCGAUCAUGCUGUGGGUGAAGUUAACCCUAUAUGCAACCCUCGGAGAAUACAGCCCCAGCCAUGUUCUUGUCUGGAGUGUCUGCUAAAACAGUCGACAUAGAACUGAGAUCUUUGAGUAGGAAGCCUGCGUUGAAGCCUUGAAGGACGGUUAACUAGCGGUUGUUGUGUUGUUGUGGUGCCGACUGCUUCUCACUAAUUGCUGCAGGCAGCUGGUAUUUGGGCGCAGUUCAUCCAGUAUGUAUCAAGUGUGUUCUGUUUAUGAAAUGAGGUGGACUUUAUUUAACGUGACGUGUGUGAAGGAUACGGUGUGUGUGUGUGUGUGGGAUACGGUGUGUGUGUUUGUGUGUGUGUGGAUACGGUGUGUGUGUGUGUGUGGGGAUACGGUGGGUGUGUGUGUGUGUGUCCAACCUCAUAUCCAGGGCCUCAUAUAAUAGCCAUCCUCAGACAUUUGUGAGGAAGAUGGCCUUAUUGCUAAGAAUGGUUCUUACCUACUGGCCUCUAACAGAUGUGUGGACUUCAAUUCAACUCCCCAAUCCUUCCUCCUUUCCAUGGUUUAGGACUGUGAUUGGGGAGGGGAGGGAGACUAACAACUUUAUGUACCUCUCCUCGGGAACCCCCAGCCGGUCCAAACCUCUACCCGGGGACCCCCAGCCGGUUAAUGUAUUUUAUCUAUUCCAGAACUAGCACACCUGAUUCAAGUUGUCAACUAAUCAUCAAACCCUUGACUAGGUAAAUCGGGUGAACUAGUUCAGUGCUAAAACACAAUUGUGAAACGUCUGAGGGGUCCCUGAGGAGAGAUUUGAGAACCACUGUACUAGGGCUUGUUAUUCAAUGGGGUGCAACAUUUUAGACCGUUGCCGAUAGAAAUAUGUACUGUCUAGAGCUGAUAUUGAGGAUUCCCUAUUUUACAUGACAAGAAAAAAUACUUUUAAUUCGACACAUCAAUGCCACAUUUUUAUCUGAGCUUUUCUGUAAUGUUGCGCCCACCUGAACUAAGCCGCCUCGUGUUGUAAAGCCAGUCCCCCGGUCUCUUCCCAGCCGACCCACUGAACUAAACCCCCUCUCUCAUGUGUUGUGUAGCCAGUCCCACGGUCUCUUCCCAGCCGACCCACUUGUCGUAUGUCUUGUUCCCCAACAGCAGCAGCAGCUCCAGGCUCAGCACCUGUCCCACGCUGCCCACGGUGGGCCACCCAUCCAGAUGCCCCCGCACCCCUCGGGCCUGCAGCCCCCUGGCAUACCCCCCAUCCCGGGCGUGGCUGGCUCUGGUCUGCUGGCGCUGGGCGCCCUGGGCAGCCAGGCCCACCUGCCCUCCGUCAAGGAUGAGAAGAACAACCAUGACCUAGAGCACAGAGGUGAGGAGCUUGAGGGUGUGGAUACUGAGGUGGUGUGGUUCUGCUCAAUGGGCAGUGUCUUUUUGUAUUGCGGCCAUUUUGGAUCCAUACAAUGGGCGUUGUGGUUUGAUAUUGCGGCCAUUUUGUCUCUACUCAGUGGGCAUUGUGGCUCUACAUUACAGCCAUUUUGGUUCUGUGCUGAUUCUAUUUGAGUGUGAAUUGGGUGGCCUGAUGUCCAUGUACUCUCAGACCACAGUGGCUGCAAACAGUCAGUUAGGAUACUCAUUAAAAUGACUUGUCUGAAUGUGAAACCAACGUUUUUUAAAUGCUGUUGUGUCGUGAAUGCAGACCAAUUAAGUCACAAUACAUAUUGCCAUGCGUACUAACGUUCUUUUCACUUUCUCCCUCUUGGCCUGUCAUCCUUUCACUCCCCCCUGGCGAUCCCUCUGGUAAAAGAACGAGAGUCGAGCACGGUAAGUUCUCCUUUAUUCUUCUGAGGUCCCCCCAUCUCUCCCCCACCUCACCCUCUCUCCCCUCCCUUGACAUUGACUUUGAGCCAGUCUGUUUGGUGAUUAAGGCACUUUGAUUGACUUUAAACACCACGCCUCGUUAAAAAUUCAAAAUUCAUGAUCCCUGCAGUAGAACACACACGUUUUGUCUCGUAUAAGCCGUUCUGAAAUCAAAUAAUGAAUGGGGGAGCUGAGUCUGCCACAUAAAGCCUCUGCUGCUUCCGCCGCUAUGCUGUCUAAUCCAGGUGGAAAAUGACUCCAAUCACCAGGCCAGGAUUAGCCCGCUCUAUAAUUUCAUCACAAUUAAAAGAGACUUUGACUCUCUUCUCUCCGUCUAAGAGGAUUUACUGUAGCCCAUCUAUCCUCCCUCCCCACCCCUCCUCCCUCCCCACCCCUCUCUGCCUUUUAGUCCUCCCAUCUUUCUCUCCCGUCCUAUUCUGCCUCUUUGUUUUCUAAUGCACUCCUUUUCAUUUUGUCUGUGUUGUAAUGUCUCUCUGUCUCUCUCUGUUGGUCUCUCUCUCUCUCUCGCUCUCUGUCUCUCUCUCUCUCUCUGUCUGUUUCAUACUCAAUCGUUCCCCCUUGCUCUCUUUCUCUCUCUGCCUACUUCCAGUAAAUAUUUAUGAACACAGAUAGUGAAUUGUUUCCUCUCCCUCCUGCUCCCGGGCUUCUUCUCUUGUUAAAGCCUCUGUGUAUUAGACUGGAUUAAAUCUCUCUGAUAUCCAGGGAUAGCGACGCGGUGGCGGCUGCGGCAGUGCAGGGAUUGGGUUCCCAAUGACUGGGCAGCGUGAAUGGGUGCAGUCAUGUCUGAAGGGAACCAAACCGGGCCCCUGCGAUUAGCGCCGCUAAUGCUAACUCGACUCCCCUCCCUCAUCCCCCUCUCCCUCCCUCCUUCUGUCGCUUCCUCCCUUCCUGUCCUGUUGUCUCAGGUCAUCUGAUAGGGGGUGUCUGAGGUUAUCCAGUCUGUUAAUCAUGCCUUAAAAGGCCACUGUGUAUUACAGACAGAGAAACAGACACACACAUUUGUUUUACUAUCCUUGUGGGGACCAAACAAUGUAUUCCAAUUCAAAAUUCUAUUUACCCUAGCCCUAAUUCUAGCCCUAAACCUAACCCCUAAGCCUAAAAACCUCUAAGGCGUAAUGUCCCCACUUGUCUGAAUUCUCCUUGUUUUUACUAUCCUUGUAAAGGCGUCCGCAUGCUUCCCAGCCCAAACAGUUCGGAAGAGUUUGUGCAUAUACUAUGACAACAUUUUGCGAUGUUUUAGGACUUCGGUAAGGUUUUUUUUUGGCUUUUCAUGCACACAUUUCUUUCUCGAGGCCAGCCGAAAGUCGGGAGCCCGAAGUCUACGCCCAUUCGCCAGUGAUUGGUCAACUGAAGGGAUUCUUCAACAAAAGUAUUUGUUGUCAUUCAACGAGAGAUAACUAGUUUGCAUGCACCUUUUUUCAUUGAGAAAUAAUGCACCAAACAUUUAGUUAAUGUAAAAUUGCGAGACUAAGAUCUCCUUGGCAAAAACGUCAAUUUCAUUACAGAUUUCUUGAGUUAUCUUAGAUUAAUUCUGACUAUUUUGAGGAACUGUACAGUCGUGGUCAAAAGUUUUGAAAAUGACACAAAUAUUAAUUUUCACAAAGUCUGCUGCCUCAGUUUUUAUGAUGGCAAUUUGCAUAUACUUCAGAAUGUUAUGAAGAGGGAUCAGAUGAAUUGCAAUUAAUUGCAGUCCCUCUUUGCCAUGAAAAUGAACUUAAUCCCCAAAAAACAUUUCCACUGCAUUUCAGCCCUGCCACAAAAGGACCAGCUGACAUCAUGUCAGUGAUUCUCUCCUUAACACAGGAGAGAGUGUUGACGAUGACAAGACUGGAGAUCACUCUGUCAUGCUGAUUGAGUUAGAAUAACCGACUGGAAGCUUUAAAAGGAGGGUGGUGCUUGAAAUCAUUGUUCGGCAUAAAAAGGGCUUCAUAGGCAAGGAUAUUGCUGCUAGUAAGAUUGCACCUAAAUCAACCAUUUAUCGGAUCAUCAAGAACUUCAGAGAUGUUCAAUUGUUGUGAAGAAGGCUUCAGGGCGCCCAAGAAAGUCCAGCAAGUGCCAGGACCGUCUCCUAAAGUUGAUUCAGCUGCGGGCUCGGGGCACCACCAGUGCAGAGCUUGCUCAGGAAUGGCAGCAGGCAGGUCUGAGUGCAUCUGCACGCACAGUGAGGCAAAGAGUUUUGGAGGAUGGCCUGGUGUCAAGAAGGGCAGCGAGGAAGCCACUUCUCUUCAGGAAAAGCAUCAGGGACAGACUGAUAUUCUGCAAAAGGUACAGGGAUUGGACUGCUGAGGACUGGGGUAAAGUCAUUUUCUCUGAAUCCCCUUUCCGAUUGUUUGGGGCAUCCGGAAAAAAGCUUGCCUGGAGAAGACCAGGUGAGCGCUACCAUCAGUCCUGUGUCAUGCCAACAGUAAAGCAUUCUGAGACCAUUCAUGUGUGGGGUUGCUUCUCAGCCAAGGGAGUGGGCUCACUCACAAUUUUGCCUAAGAACACAGCCAUGGAUAAAGAAUGGUACCAACACAUCCUCCGAGAGCAACUUCUCCCAACCAUCCAAGAACAGUUUGGUGACGAACAAUGCCUUUUCCAGCAUGAUGGAGCACCUUGCCAUAAGGCAAAAGUGAUAACUAAGUGGCUCGGGGAACAAAACAUCGACAUUUUGGGUCCAUGGCCAGGAAACUCCCCAGACCUUAAUCCCAUUGAGAACUUGUGGUCAAUCCUCAAGAGGCGGGUGGACAAACAAAAAUCCACAAAUUCUGACAAACUCCAAGCAUUGAUUAUGCAAGAAUGGGCUGCCAUCAGUCAGGAUGUGGCCCAGAAGUUAAUUGACAGCAUGCCAGGGCGGAUUGCAGAGGUCUUGAAAAAGAAGGGUCAACACUGCAAAUAUUGACUCUUUGCAUAAACUUAAUGUAAUUGUCAAUAAAAGCCUUUGACACUUAUGGAAUGCUUGUAAUUAUACUUCAGUAUACCAUAGUAACAUCUGACAAAAAUAUCUAAAAACACUGAAGCAGCAGACUUUGUGAAGACCAAUACUUGUGUCAUUCUCAAAACUUUUGACCACGACUGUAUACUGGCUACGGCGUCUCAAAAUGGACAAACGGUACUAUUGCCGCUUUUUUUCUCUUUAUUUUUUUAAGCAAAUGUAUUUUAAGGGUGUAUGCGAGCCCACUCAUUCGGUUUUGCCAGCCAACUUCGGCUAUCCGCCAGCCGAACUGAAGGCUUAAGGACUUCUGGUCCCCACAAGGAUAGUAAAACCAAAAACACACACACAGAGAGAGAGAGACAGUAGGGCCUGGAAGGUAGCUAACUAGUUACCCACCACCACCCCUCCUCUUUCAGCCCCACAGGACAAUCCACCUCUAUUUGGCACUUUGCUUUUUAUCCUUUCCCAAAAGAGAAGCUGCGCAUUCUGGAGCCACAAUGGCAACAUUCAUGUACAUAUUUAGAGCCGGGAUGGGGGGGAGGAGGAAUGGCGGAAUGGCAGGAUGGAGGGUUUGGCUUAAAGAGUCACGAAGAGUCAGAUUCCUUUGUGCGGCAGCCAAGACGAGGGCACGUUGCCUAGAAAGCCCUUCCGAUGGGGGCUCCCCAACACUGCCCAAACACAUCCUCCUCCUCUCUCUCUCUCUCUGUCAACCACACGCUCUGAGGCCCCAUCUCUUUUUUUCUUCUUUUUUUUCACUCCAUUUAUUUCUUGUUUACUCUUUCGCUGUCAUUCGUUUCUUCUUUCCCAGUGGACAUGGGUGAGGGGUUCAAAUGGGCAGCUCUUGUCCUCUCUCUCUCUCGGUCUCUCUCUGUCUCUCUCUCUCUGUCUCUCUCUCUCUGUCUCUCUCUCUCUCUCUCUCUCUUUCUCUCGGUAAUGAAAGACUGGAUGAGAGUGUGGGCUUGGCACGGAGGGCCAAGUGUACCCAGCGCCACCCUGGCAGUGCCAGCCUAACAUGCCCACAAGUGGGGAACUCAACUCGGUGCCACACUACUGGCCUCUCAUUGGAUGCCAGCUCCCUUUUCUGUUUCUCUUUCUUUAAUUCUUUCACUCCCUCUUUUUCGGCAACUUUCCUGCCCUACUUUUUUUCUCUGUUUCCGUUUGCUCUUUGUCCACGCUUCUUCUUCUCUCUCUCAUUAAGGCUCUCCUAUCAUUCAGUCGUUUAGUCCGUUUCCUGUCCCUCCCUCCCUCCCUCGUUACUUGUUUUAUGUACUGUAUAACCACUGAGUGGUCCUGGCAAGGUGCCCACACCAGCCGACUCUCCAGCGGUCAUCCGUUCAGCCCCAGCAGCUCUGGAGAAAGAGCCUUUCUGAUGGUGUGUGUGUUCAGGUGUGUGUUUUGGAGGGCUAGCAGGAGGAGGACAGGAAAACAAGCUAUGCAUUGUUUGCGUUGUGUGUCUGCUGCCCCAGUCACUGGAAGGCCUGGGUGAAGAUGACAGUUGAGUCGCUGCUCCAGUCACUGGAAGGCCUGGGUGAAGAUGACAGUUGAGUCGCUGCUCCAGUCACUGGAAGGCCUGGGUGAAGAUGACAGUUGAGUCGCUGCUCCAGUCACUGGAAGGCCUGGGUGAAGAUGACAGUUGAGUCGCUGCCCCAGUCACUGGAAGGCCUGGGUGAAGAUGACAGUUGAGUCGCUGCUCCAGUCACUGGAAGGCCUGGGUGAAGAUGACAGUUGAGUCGCUGCUCCAGUCACUGGAAGGCCUGGGUGAAGAUGCGUCUGUGCAGUUUAUCUCCUGGGCUCACUCAGUCAUGCUCACUCCCUGUCUCUCACUAAUGCAUCAUGGAGCUUGUUGGGGAGGUUUAGCUCUGUCAAUGUGUGUGUGUGUGUGACGGACUGACUUCUUUGGUAAAGCCCCGUCGGUCGCCUGGCAGCUCUCUACAGCACAAAGCCCCACUUCAAGACCUAAACUAGCAGAGCAGUUUUCUCCUAGACUCUUUGUUACGUGGGAAGACUCCUGUGACUGACGUGGUUCCUCAUCUGUCUGUCUGCGUUGUUGCAGAAUAACUCGGUGUCUCCGUCAGACAGCCUGCGUGCGGCCAGCGACAAACACCGCAGCUCCUCCGAUUAUAGCAUGGACUCCAAGAAACGCAAGGUGGAGGAGAAGGACAGUAUGAGCAGAUACGUGAGUGGGAAAGAACACACACACACACACACACACACACACACACAAAUAAUACACUUAGCACAUUUAAACAGGAGAAGUUUGUACACAAACACACACCAAUUAUAAGUGUGGUCACUGUCUAACACUGUCUCUCAACAGGAUAGCGAUGGAGACAAAAGUGACGACCUGGUCGUGGAUGUGUCCAAUGAGGUAAGAGCAGCUGGUCGCUUUCAUGUGUGUGUUUGAGUGGACACAUACCUGUGUGUGUGUGUGUGUGUGUGUGUUGGUAUGUUAGUGUGGUUGAGUUGCAGAGCCACAUUCCACCCUGUCUCUUUAGUAGCUGGUGACUGAACACUGGUGUCUUUGUUGAGGAACCAAAGCUGACAGAGACCUUAACAGCUGUCACACCCUCGCUAAGGUCACCAGGGAAACCUCCCCUAAAAUAAAGAAGGAAACGGAACAGUGUGGUUUUGUGUAACAUCCACGUAUGUGUACCAAAUACAACUUUUAUUUGUACGGAGACAUGCUUAUACAAAUAAAUGCUUUACAAAGAAACCUAGAGGUGAUGGAACCCUAGGGUGACAGAGGAGAAACAUAUAAUGUGGAUCUGUGUUUGCACAUGUGGCCCGGGUUUGUUUGACCUUCAUGUACAUUCUCAUUCUCUCUCUCUCUCUCUCUUCCCAUCCCUAUUACAUCCCCUUCCUUUUUCCUUCCUCUCUACCUUCCUCAUCAUCAUCAUCAUCAUCAUCUCUCUCUCUCUCUCUCUCUCUCUCUCUCUCUCUCUAUUAUCAUCUCUCUCUCUCUCUAUCAUCUCUCUCUCUCUAUUAUCAUCUCUCUCUCUCUAUUAUCAUCUCUCUCUCUAGGACCCAGCCACUCCCAGGGCCAGCCCCGCCCAUUCUCCUCCAGAAAACGGUCUGGACAAAUCACGGGCCCUGAAGAAGGACGCCCCCAACAGCCCUGCCUCCGUGGCCUCCUCCGGCAGCACACCGUCCUCCAAAGCCAAGGACCACGCCCACGUGAGUGUGUGUGAAAGGGGAGAGUAAGAGAGAGGGGUAAAGCAGGGGGUAGAGGAAACCAACAGACAAGGGGUGUGUGUAGCUAUUAAACUGCUGAAGGAGUGUUUGGGGGGUUGGGAGGAUGCACACAGGAGACACACAGUGCUCUGCUCCUAUCAGUCUCCUUUAUGGCAGGCAGAAUUAAUGUCAAUUGCUUUCCCAGCGCCCGGACCGUAAAUAAACCGGGGCAAUGACAGGGAGAUGCUCGCACUCUGUCUCUCUUCCCUCAUCUCUCUCUCUUCUCCCUCGUCUCUUCUCGUCUCUCUCUCCUCUCGCUCUCUCUCUCCUCUCUCUCUCUCUUUACCAGGCCCUCUCGUCCUUAUCUUUUGGUCUACUCUCUCGUUCUCCCUCGUGGUUCCCUAGCCACUCUCGCAGUCCUUUCCCUCCAUCCUCUCCCCAGCCCUAUUCUCCUCUUGUGCCCUCUGCUGAUAUGGCAAUGUGCUUAACUAGUCAGGGCUCAUGUGUAGGGCCGGGGGUGUGGCGGAGGGGUGCAGAUUAAAAGGAAAUGAGGGAUAAAGAAGGGCCACCAUCUUGGCUGUUAGGGCUCUGACAGGCCAGUCUAAUAGAGGUUUAUGUGGCCCCACAGGGCUCUAAUGAACUGGCACUAGUAGGUUGGAUUAUGUUGAGCUCACCACUCAAAUUGUCACUGGAUUUUUGGGGAAAGUGGUUCAGCUAUUUUAGGAUUUUGACUUUCUAUUGCUCCCUGUCUCUCUCAUGUUCUUGGUCUUUAUUCAUUGUUCUUCUUUUCCUGUCUCUUGUGACCUGGUUGUAAGGAAAUAUAGUUUGGUGGUUUGGGGUUCUAUUGCUUUUGUGAUUAUCAUAUAUUUUUUAAUUAAAAUGGAAUAAAGAUAAAUGAAUCAAAUGAAGUAUAUUUCUCUCUAUCUGUCAGAAUGAUAAGUCUUCCACGCCGGGCCUGAAGUCAAACACCCCCACACCUCGUAACGAUGCCCCUACACCAGGUACCAGCACCACCCCUGGUCUACGACCCAUCAUGGGCAAGCCCCCGGGCAUGGAGGCACUGGGUAAGUCCUCACACACAUACACACUCAUGUACCCAUGCAUACAUACCCACACGUACACACCAAACACACUCGUCCGCUAACCACAAAUAGAUUAACACGAAAAUAACCACAAAAAAAACACACACACACACGCACUUCUCUGUAGGGCUGCCCAUUAGCCUAUGGCAGAAUCAGUUGGCCUUACAUCUCUCUCCUACCCUCUCUCUAGCAGCUCCAGCCCUGCGUACCCCUUUGUCCAUAGCUGGCUCCUACGCCACGCCCUUCGCCAUGAUGGGCCACCACGAUAUGAACGGCUCCCUGACCAGCCCCGGGGUCUACGCCGGCCUCCACAUCUCCCCCCAGAUGAGCGUGGCGGCUGCUGCUGCGUACGGACGCUCGCCCAUGGUACGCUCUCCCAAAACUCCCACCUCAUGUAGUCACAUACUAACAUGUAGCCCCUCCACACGGUCACACACUCUUCCCUACACACAGGCUACAGUUACUAAUACAAAACAUGAGUAAUACAAUACAGGAAUAGGAAAGAAAAGGUGUGUUCACUCAAACACAGACAUGCAAACAUACAUACAACUAUACAUCAGACUCACUUCUCACUAUAUAUUACACGUCUCCGCAGCGCUGCCAACACUGCUGUCGGCUAAAAGACCUCUUGUAAUAUGACUAGCAGCCAAUUUACAAUUCAUUUCCUAUUUCAAUAAUUCACUCUUUCAAUAUUUCUUUAGAAUUGUUGUAUUUUUUUUUCUCUCAGCUCUCUGUGUAAAGUGUUAGGCAAUAGAAACAUUGGAGUAAGCUAACCUCCCCUGCUUUGAUGUCUGGUGCUGCAAGGGAGGGGGAAAAUAACUCUGGCAAAACACUGUCUCUCGGUGUGUGGAAAUCUCCCAGGCUUUCAUUAGCAUUAGCAAGUGGGAUGUUGUGUAAAGCUACAGCGUUACCACGAACCCGGGCAAAGGCUCUGCCUUUCAAGGAAUGUAGAAUCCACAUCGCUGGAUGAAAUGAUGGUAAAAAUACCCCUUAUGACCCCCAUACUCAACUGGCGGACCGCGAUCCGGACCCAGAACGGGGUCAAUACGGACCGCGGGUCUCCACUACUACUACUGAACUAGGUCGGGCUUCGACCUAGUUCAGUAGUGUGGUAUAUGGCCAAUAUACCACGGCUAAGGGCCUGGAUACUGCCCUUAGCCAUGGUAUAUUGGCCAUAUACCACAAACCCCGAGGUGCCUUAUUGCUAUUAUAAACUGGUUACCAAUGUAGUUAGAGCAGUAAAAAUGCAUGUUUUGUCAUACCUGUGGUAUACGGUCUGAUAUACCACGGCUGUCAGCCAAUCAUCAUUCAGGGCUCGAACCACCCAGUUUAUAAACCCACAAGACCUGGUGAAAUGGGUAGAAUUGCAGGAAAUUUGCUUUAAAACAGCAACAAAAGUCUGCCCCAUGCAAAAUGUGUAGAAUUGUGGGAAAUGUGCUUUAAAACUGCAAAAUUAUCUCUCCGCCAACAAGAGGGGUGUGAACCGUUUUGGGUCGCAUGGGUUGUGAGGUGGGAGUUUGUCACUAUGACGAUAAAUGAUAAUGUCCAUCUGGACCUUUGCCACCUAGGACAUUUGUGUGACCGGACCUUCUCUGCCAUAUUGGAUGCUAUAGAAGCAGCGAUGCUAAGUUUCCUGUUUUAACAAUUAGCCUAGCUUAGUUGGCAACAUGGAUUAGCUUUGCACAGUUUUUUAGGCUAAUGUGUUAACAUGCUAACUGUCUGUCCGUGGUGGUUUCCCAGGCGGGGUUUGACCCUCACUCCCACAUGAGACCAGGCCUGCCAGCCAGCCUCACAUCCAUCUCUGGAGGAAAACCGUAAGUCUCCAAACCCAGUUUGUUUAAACUGUUAAAACUAUUUAUCACGAGCGACUGGAUGGGUAUGAUGUCUCUUUUGGAUUAGACUAAUUAGCAGGACCAGGCAUGUUUUUAAUUGAGAAGUUAUGAUGAGAUUUAGCAUUUCCACAAAUGUGCAAUAUAAUUAUUUGGCAUGUAUCAUUCCAAUGCUAACCUGCUGACGGUGUUAUUUUAAUUUUAUAAAACCAAUAUGAUUGAGUUUUCACCAAGCAUGUUUGUCAUGUGCAAAGGGUUGGUUUCCCAACACACUGCAUUAGCUAUACUUUAAUUGCACUAAAGUCACAGGUCAAGUCCACCAUUUUGGUUCCAGGUUUCAUUUUGGCUCAAAACAACAACUGCCUUUUCUCCCCUUCGACAGUGCCUACUCCUUUCAUGUGAGCGCCGACGGCCAGAUGCAGCCGGUGCCCUUUCCCCCGGAUGCGCUGAUAGGCCCGGGCAUCCCACGACACGCCCGCCAGAUCAACACGCUGAGCCACGGCGAGGUGGUGUGCGCUGUCACCAUCAGCAACCCCACGCGCCACGUCUACACUGGUGGCAAGGGCUGCGUCAAGAUCUGGGACAUCAGCCAGCCAGGCAGCAAGAGCCCUGUGUCCCAACUGGACUGCCUGGUAAGGAGCCAUUUUGUUUUAGGAAACAUAGAUAUGUGUUUAAACUGUAAGACCAUCACUUUGGAUAAAAGCCAUCUGCUGAAUGAACAUAUCAUUAUUAUAUUUGCAUAAGGCAUAACAACAGGCAACGUGGGACAAAGGCAAUAAUUUAGGUUGGCUGGGCUGUACGCUAGCUAACAGGAUAGCCAAGCUGUACGCUAGCUAACAGGAUAGCCAAGCUGGACAAGCUAGCUAACAGGAUAGCCAAGCUGGACAAAGUAGCUAAAAGGGGAUAGCCCCUUCACCCCACAUCCACUCUCUGAACCAGCCUCUUCACCCCACGUCCACCUCUCUGAACCCAGCCCCCUUCACCACGUCCACUCCUCCGAAACCAGCCCCCUUCACCCCCCGUCCACUCUCUGAACCAGCCCCCUUAACCCACCCCACGUUCCCAUUCUGAACCAGCCCCCUUCACCCCACGUCCACUCUCUGAACCAGCCCCCCUUCACCCCACGUCCACCUCUGAACCAGCACCCCUUCACCCCACGUCAACUCUCUUGAACCAGCCCCCUUCACCCCACAUCCAAUUCUGAACCAGCCCCCUUCACCCCACGUCCACUCUCUGAACCAGCCCCCUUCACCCACGUCCACUCUCUGAACCAGCCCCCUUCACCCCACAUCCACUCUCUGAACCAGCCCCCUUCACCCCACGUCCACUCUCUGAACCAGCCCCCUUCACCCCACGUCCACUCUCUGAACCAGCCCCCUUCACCCACGUCCACUCUCUGAACCAGCCCCCUUCACCCCACGUCCACUCUCUGAACCAGCCCCCUUCACCCCACGUCCACUCUCUGAACCAGCCCCCUUCACCCCACGUCCACUCUCUCCCUCCAUCUGCUCUUGUGAAUGUAAUAAUUCAAGGCACAGCGUCUUGUUCGUUGGCCUGGUGUGUGACGUUUUGGAAAAAUACCAAAAGUAAUGAUCUUCUGAUUGUCCUGCCCCGGUUCGCCAUUACCCACCCAAUUAGUCAUUCUCCCAGCCUCCCCAUUCAUCAAUUUGAUACUGUCAACCCUCUCCUCGCCACUUUGGAGAGGGGGUAGGAGCAGAGAGAAGAGGGAGAGGGAGAGUGCUGGCUUUGUGACAAGGUCUUAUAUAGCCAUCAGCAAGCUGUUUAAUUCGUCUGAGAGCCCCGGCCCUCUAUUGAUCUCUCAUUCACAUCACCCGCCUCAUGCACCCAGUCCAGCUAGCACUCUUCUGCCCUUGUUAAAGCUGAAAAUGAGUCUCGCUCCACAGCCGAGGGAAGCCACACUCAAACACUCACUCUGUGAUGCUUUUACCGCCAUACCUGCUUUUACCGCCAUACCUGCUUUUACCGCCAUUCCUGCUUCAAAAUUCAAAAGGCACUCACACAUCUGAGCUAUCUUUGUUGCAGGUGCAUGGUAACAGUUGAAUAAGAUGAGAAACCCUCACACUGCUCUUGCUAGCUAGUGUCACUGCUCUUGCUAGCUAGUGUCACUGCUCUUGCUAGCUAGUGUCACUGCUCUUGCUAGCUAGUGUCACUGCUCUUGCUAGCUAGUGUCACUGCUCUUGCUAGCUAGUGUCACUGCUCUUGCUAGCUAGUGUCACUGCUCUUGCUAGCUAGUGUCACUGCUCUUGCUAGCUAGUGUCACUGCUCUUUAUUAAGCUUUACGUAUCGGCCUCAAGGCCUUCGUCAGAGCUUUUGUGAGUGUUCACAACCUGCACCCCUAUGUAGGUACUGCUCCACCCACAUCCGUUCAAUGUAUCGAAUGGGGUUAGUCGCCAUACCUGCUUUUAAAUCAAAUCAAAUCUUAUUGGUCACAUACACAUAUUUAGCAGGUGUUAUUCCGGUUGUAGUGAAAUGCUUGUGUUCCUAGCGCCAACAGUAUAGUAAUAUCUAACAAUACACACUAAUUUAUCACGAUACCUGCUAUUAUCACGAUUCCUGCUAUUAUCACGAUACCUGCUAUUAUCACGAUAACUGGCUGAAGCCCAAAUCUUAACCCGCUCCCUCUCUCUCUGUCUCCAGAACAGGGACAACUACAUCCGCUCCUGUAAGCUCCUCCCUGACGGCCGCACCCUGAUUGUGGGUGGUGAGGCCAGCACGCUGACCAUCUGGGACCUGGCCUCUCCGACGCCACGUAUCAAGGCGGAGCUCACCUCCUCGGCCCCCGCCUGCUACGCACUGGCCAUCUCCCCCGACGCCAAGGUCUGCUUCUCCUGCUGCAGUGACGGGAACAUCGCCGUCUGGGACCUGCACAACCAGACCCUGGUCAGGUGAGUGAUCGAUCCAUCCACAGAGUAGAUGACUGGUUGGAGGCUGGGAGGGACGUGCUACUACCUAUAUGAUCUUAAAGGGGCAGCAGUAAUAAUUGAAGUGGGAUUACAUUGAAAUGUCCAGAGCGUCAGUGGAAUCACUUGGCUAAUUCCACUGUGUUUGUUGGGUGUUGUAGGCAGUUCCAGGGCCACACGGACGGAGCCAGCUGUAUUGACAUCUCACAUGAUGGGACCAAGCUGUGGACCGGCGGUCUGGACAAUACCGUUCGCUCAUGGGACCUGAGGGAGGGACGGCAGCUCCAGCAGCAUGACUUCACCUCCCAGGUACGCAGAUAUAUAUAUUAUAUAUGUUCCAACACACACACACACACUCACUGAUACCACACACUCAUACCAACACACACAUUCUAUUUUGCCCUCAUUCACCCCCACCUCCCGUCUCCUCCCAGAUCUUCUCUCUGGGCUACUGCCCCACAGGGGAGUGGCUGGCGGUGGGCAUGGAGAGCAGCAACGUGGAGGUCCUUCACCACACCAAGCCUGACAAGUACCAGCUCCACCUGCACGAGAGCUGCGUGCUCUCUCUCAAGUUCGCCUACUGUGGUAAGAAACAUGUCCAGGGAGUUUUUUGUAUUAUUUUUUUUUUACAAUAAGUAAUUGAUAACCUGUAUUUAUGUAGUUCAAGUGUAGAAACCUUUUUUCUCAAGGAAUUGAACCAGGUUCAAUUGAGUUGGUACUGCUACUGUACCAACAGGUAAUGUCAACUGCCCCACAUCAGUUGUAUUGGGUUAGCUGCUAAAUCUGAAACGAUGUGGACUUCCAAUUCCGUGCUUUGGAGAGUCUUGUGCAGCCCUGUCCUGCUUGGUGAGGACAACCUGGUCUCUGUGUGCUCAUAUUUCUCUCAUGCCUUGUGUUUUUUAAAGGUAAAUGGUUUGUGAGCACGGGGAAGGACAACCUCCUGAAUGCCUGGAGGACUCCAUACGGCGCCAGCAUAUUCCAGGUAUGCCAAUCAAUAACAAACACACACACACACACAUAUACACACUCUCACACAUGCAUAGAUGCUCACUAUCCUGUACAAUGGCCAACAGAGUGGAAACCCGAGCUACCACUGUCAAAUCUAAUCUGUAAAUCAUAAGCAACCAAAAUUGUUCAGAGAAUUCUCUUUCAGACCAACCAAGCCAGAUGGUCACUUUUGCUACAGGGUUAGUUCAGGCAAACAAAUGACUAGAUCUGAAUGGGAUCGCUAACACGUUUUUCUUUCCCCUUUUACCACAACAGUCAAAGGAGUCCUCUUCCGUCCUGAGCUGCGACAUCUCUGCAGACGACAAGUACAUUGUGACAGGCUCCGGAGACAAGAAGGCCACCGUGUACGAGGUGAUCUACUAG
This is a messenger RNA of Coregonus sp. 'balchen', 23232 nucleotides long. Lineage: Eukaryota; Metazoa; Chordata; Actinopteri; Salmoniformes; Salmonidae. The record is from the annotation of a GenBank genome assembly.